Molecule: messenger RNA, 987 nt
Organism: Magnolia sinica
Lineage: Eukaryota; Viridiplantae; Streptophyta; Magnoliopsida; Magnoliales; Magnoliaceae
Exons: 1
Coding region: 1-987 (328 amino acids)
Source: RefSeq, a predicted model, not a curated record
AUGGAGGAGGGGAAGGAGGACCCCAGAAAUAGAAAACGCCCAAGAAAUUGUAGCGAAGAACGACCCUUAGGAGAAACGGUUCGCGGAGCUCAACGACAAAUUCUUAGCUUUGGAAAAGAAACAACAGGCGACGUCAGUUUCCACCGCUGUUCAAUCGAUGAUGGAAGAGACCGAGCCUCCCUUCACCUCAAAAAUCAUGAACGAGGUGAUGCCUCAGAGGUUCCGGAUACUCUCGUCAUUCAAUACUCUGGGUCCAAAGACCCAUCUAAGCAUGUGAAAGCCUAUCACUCAUGGAUGCAGAUCCAGACGGCGACGGAUGCCAUGAUGUGUCGAGGGUUCUCGAUCACGCUCACGGGCUCUGCUCAGAGUUGGUACCGGCAGCUCAAGCCAAAUUCCAUUAGUUCCUUCGUAGAGCUGAGUCGACUAUUUCUUACCCAAUUCAUAAGUGGUAAGAGAAGUCGGAAGCGGAACACUCACCUAUUUGCUAUCAAACAAGAGCCGAAAGAGUCGUUGAAAGAUUACAUUGCUUACUUUAAUGAGGAAGCACUGUUAAUAGAAGAUUACGACUACAAGAUGACACUUGCAACCGUGUUCAACGGCCUAAAGGAAGGAAAAUUCACCUUCUCCAUUGGAAAGAAUCCACCAAAGACGUUGGCAGAACUCAUUGCCAGAGCUCAGAAAUACACUAACGCCGAAGAAUUCUCUAAUGCUCGCAAAAAUGUCCAAGUGACAGAGCCGAAUAGUAAAGGGAAGAGGCAUAGGAACGAGGAAUCCCAGUCGUCUAACAAAGGGCCUGAUGACCACGCCCCUCAUGAUCGUCGCCCAAACAGAAGGCUGGAGGGAAAGUUCCGCUCCUACACCCCUCUUAACACAUCCACCGAGCAGAUUCUAUUGGACAUCCGAGGAAAAAAGCUGCUGAAUUGGCCCGUUUGUAUGAGGGUCGACCCGGAUCAUCGAAACAAGCAGAAGUAUUACUGCUUUCACUGA